GUUUAGCAAAACUGGUCUUGCAACAUUGCUGGUUACCCUGGCAGGAUGUAAAAACUUCUACGAUCUGCGAUAUACUGAUGCAAUUUUCAUCAAGAUAUAUAUGAGAAAACGUAUUGCAAUGUCUCUUCCGUGUCGAUGUUGUUGUUUUUUUAAUGUAAAAGUGGCGUGUUAUUGAGAAUGAAGCUGAAGAAGAGCAUAUUGCUUCGAGCACGCUAGCUAGAGUCGAUUUUUCUUUCGCCAACAGAUUGAACUCGUGUUGCGUGUGCUAUUGCAGUAAAGCGGGUUCGUACAAUGAUCUCGAUGUUUGGAUCGAGUGGUAGAUUAGCCGUGUCUCUGAUUUUUGUUUUUGUCAGCGUGUUUGUAUUGUGUGAAUAUGUGAUCUAUUAUGCUGUUAUUCUGCGUUGCUCAUGGCCGCAUAUUGAAGCUGAAGAUUCACAUUUACCUUUGCGGGCGUUAUUUCUCUCUGAUACGCACUUAUUAGGGGCCAUCAGAGGACACUGGCUCGACAAACUCAGAAGAGAAUGGCAGAUGGAAAGAGCGUUCCAGACAUCCCUGUGGCUUCUAAAUCCAGAAGUUGUUUUCAUUUUAGGAGACAUAUUUGAUGAGGGCAAGUGGAGCUCCAGUCAGACUACCUGGAGGAGGUGGUGUGACUUCAGUUGCACUCGAACUCUGCCACAAUUUGCAUGAAUGUGAAAGCAACAUGGACUGUCCAUUACUCAGCUAGCCAUAAUGGCACCAAAUAAAUAAAAACACAAUAAUAUUGACAAUAAUACUGCACUUCUCUUCUAUCAUGCGCCGUGUACGUUUGUGAUGAUGUUAGAUGAAGUGAAAUGUACCAGGAGUUCGAUAGAAUUAAGUUGCUUGAAAAACCAGAACCUACACUGCAGGG
This is a messenger RNA of Pimephales promelas (fathead minnow), 889 nucleotides long. The record is from RefSeq and is a predicted model, not a curated record. Lineage: Eukaryota; Metazoa; Chordata; Actinopteri; Cypriniformes; Leuciscidae.